This is a messenger RNA of Cucurbita maxima (winter squash), 2156 nucleotides long. Its product is annotated as epoxide hydrolase A-like. Gene Ontology annotation, molecular function: hydrolase activity. Lineage: Eukaryota; Viridiplantae; Streptophyta; Magnoliopsida; Cucurbitales; Cucurbitaceae. The record is from RefSeq and is a predicted model, not a curated record. The coding region runs from base 16 to 1992 and encodes 658 amino acids. The transcript is spliced from 7 exons.
GAGUAGGAAUGUAAAAUGGUAAUAAUAACUGCGGAUAAGCCGAGGCUAUGUCCCCCAAGCUUUCUAUUUAAGCCGAAUGCAGAUAGACAGAGAGACGUACACGGUGGAGAAGCAACAAAACGAAACCCAUCCAUGGAGAAAAUCGAGCACUCCACCAUCGCCACCAAUGGCAUCAACAUGCACGUCGCUUCCAUCGGCUCCGGUCCGCCGGUCUUAUUCCUCCACGGCUUCCCUGAGCUCUGGUACUCAUGGCGCCACCAGCUCCUCUUUCUCGCCUCCAAGGGCUUCCGAGCCAUAGCCCCUGAUCUCCGCGGCUUCGGCGACUCGGACGUGCCGCCGUCUCCCUCCUCCUAUACGCCUUUCCACAUCAUCGGAGACCUCAUUGGCCUCCUCGAUCAUCUCGGAAUCGAUCAAGUUUUCUUGGUAGGCCACGAUUGGGGCGCGAUGAUGGCUUGGUACUUUUGCCUUUUCAGGCCCGAUCGAGUCAAAGCUCUGGUCAAUUUGAGUGUCCAUUAUACUCCUCGGAAUCCGGCAAUCUCAACUCUCAGCCUUAUCCGGAAAUUACUCGGCGACGAUUUUUACAUUUGUAAAUUUCAGAAACCUGGAGUGGCUGAAGCCGACUUUGGAUCUGUGGAUACGGCUACGAUGAUGAAGAAAUUCCUGACGAUUAGAGAUCCAAGCCCUCCGAUUAUACCUAAUGGAUUCAAAACACUGAAGACUCCAGAAUCCUUACCGCCGUGGUUAACGGAGGAGGAUAUCGAUUACUUCGCCUCCAGAUUCGCGAAAACUGGCUUCACCGGCGGACUCAACUACUAUCGUGCCUUUGACCUAACCUGGGAGCUGACUGGGCCAUGGUGUGGAGCACAGGUCAAAGUUCCUGCGAAAUUCGUAGUGGGGGAUCUGGAUAUGGUGUACAAUUCUCCAGGUGCGAAGCAGUACAUUCACAGCGGCAGAUUCAAGAACGACGUGCCACUUCUGGAAGAAGUGGUAUCAAGGCAGAGAGGCAGAGAGAAGCACGGUGGAGAAGCAACAAAACGAAAGCCAUCAAUGGAGCAAAUCGAGCACUCCACCAUCGCCACCAAUGGCAUCAACAUGCACGUCGCUUUCAUCGGCUCCGGUCCGCCGGUCUUAUUCCUCCACGGCUUCCCCGAGCUAUGGUACUCAUGGCGCCACCAGCUCCUCUUUCUCGCCUCCAAGGGCUUCCGAGCCAUAGCCCCGGACCUCCGCGGCUUCGGCGACUCCGACGUGCCACCGUCUCCCUCCUCCUAUACACCUUUCCACAUCAUCGGAGACCUCAUCGGCCUCCUCGAUCAUCUCGGAAUCGAUCAAGUUUUCUUGGUAGGCCACGAUUGGGGCGCGAUGAUGGCUUGGUACUUUUGCCUCUUCAGGCCCGAUCGAGUCAAAGCUUUGGUCAAUUUGAGUGUCCAUUAUACUCCUCGGAAUCCGGCAAUCUCGCCUCUCAGCCGUACCAGGCAAUUCCUCGGCGACGAUUUUUACAUUUGUAAAUUUCAGAAACCUGGAGUGGCUGAAGCCGAUUUUGGAUCAGUGGAUACGGCUACGAUGAUGAAGAAAUUCCUGACGAUUAGAGAUCCAAGCCCUCCGAUUAUACCUAAUGGAUUCAAAACACUGAAGACUCCAGAAUCCUUACCGCCGUGGUUAACGGAGGAGGAUAUCGAUUACUUCGCCUCCAAAUUCACGAAAACUGGCUUCACCGGCGGAUUCAACUACUAUCGUGCUAUUGAGCAAACCUGGGAGCUUACAGGGCCAUGGAGUGGAGCGAAGAUCAAAGUUCCUACAAAAUUCGUAGUGGGAGAUGUGGAUAUGGUGUAUCAUUUGCCAGGUGCGAAGCAGUACAUCCACGGCGGCGGAUUCAAGAAGGACGUACCACUUCUGGAAGAAGUGGUAGUGAUGGAAGGCGCAGCGCACUUCAUCAACCAAGAAAAAGCAGACGAAAUAAGCGCCCAUAUCUAUGAUUUCAUCAACAAAUUCUGAUUUCUUGUUGGAUACUCAUCUCCUCUGCUUCUUAUCCUAUCAAUGGCAGCACUGCCAUAGCAAUAUCAUUUUCACAUCCAGUUUCCCUAUCUUAUCAAUUUCAUCCCUAAAAUAAGUUAAAUUACACAAGUUACUCUUUGAAUUCCGAACAUUAAUUCUAUUUA